UGGUUCUCGGCAACUUUUCCAAACAUUCCUUUAUGCUAUAUAAUAAUAAUAAUAUAUUCCUUUGGAAACUGUAAUACACUGCUUGGAAAAUAUGUCUAAUAAUAAUAAUAUAUUCCAGGUUUGUUAGUAAGGCAUUCCUCUAAUCGCAAUGCCUUCUUCUUUCAGAUUUAGCAAUUCUCUCAUUUUUAAAAUUUCUGAACUGCUCAAUAAUUUUUAUAUGUACACACACUAGUGGGGAUGGCACAUGCUUUGCCUAUGCUGCCAAUUUCAUUCUUUAUUUUCUAUUAUUAUUUCCAUAUAAGCUUGGCCUGUUGCAGAAUCUCCACCCUUUAUUUUUUGACAAUAGAAGCUAUGUUUAAACCGAAGAUAACCUUUCAAGGAGAAGUAAUAUUAGUACACCAUUCUUUAUUAUUCUUUCCUUGCUUUAGUGUUUUCUAUUGAGGCGCAGAAUUAUAGCAAGUCAAAAAUAGAUAUGAUUGUAUAUAAUGAACCAAGAAAAACUUGAGCAGCCAAUUUUCCAUGUUUGUUAAAGUUAUAAUGAACCAUUACUAAGAAUAUUUGUCAAUAAAAAACUGAACUUUUACUCGUAACAAAAGUACAUGCUCUGUCUUCAACAAGUAAUACAUAUUAUAUAUUCAUACAUGUGUGCAUGAAAUGGAGGGCCUGUUUCACCCUUUCAAUUCUACUUUGUUUUUAUAUUUAUAUUUAUAUGGUUUAUAAAUGUAAUAUCACACCAUAUGUUGAUUUGCAUACUCUAGUGGGCCCCGCCCAUUUAAUGGAAAUGAUAGUAUCAUUACCAUUCACCAUAUCUAUCUAUCUUAUACAAAAGGACCAGCUCAUGUGGAAUGAUUCCAUUGUAUGGGCUGGUGGGUACCAUAUUAGGAUGUCCUCUUUCUAUUGUUGAAAAAGAACUAUGAAGAGCUAUGCAAAGAAAAAUUUAGAGUCAAUAUUUUCUUUUAUUGAAAUUCUAAUGUGCACCCCACGAUGUACCAAUUUUGUAUUUUCACUCCAGAGUUUUCUUUAAAUGCUUUUGCUUUUGCUGUACUGAGUUUUGUUCUCCCUGUCAUUGAAUGAGUUGAGUUGACUGAAAUUCUAAUUUAAUUUAAUUACAACAGAUGAUGAGAGAAAGGUGAAGUUUCUGAAAAGCUUUCAAGGAGCUAAGACAAGAUGACAAAGCAAAAGGAUGCAAAUAAGCCAAAAGGACGAGGCAGGACAAAAAAGAAUGACAUCAACAAUCUGAAAGCUCAAGGACGCAAGACAAAACUAGAGUGGAAUGAGAAAGGAGAACCUAUAGGAACAGCAUAUGCAGAUAUGCAAUCAUGGAUUGGGGUUAAAGCAAGAUCUACAGUCCCUCUAACUUAUGAUGAUUGGAGACAUGUAGAUUCGAAACUCAAGGAGAAAAUAUGGAAAGACACAUACGAUGCUUUCGAGCUUCCAGAAACGUAUAAGCCUAAACUACUAUCAGAUGCGGGGAAAAUGAUGAAAAGUUUCAAGAAGCUCCUGACCCGGACGAUUAUCCUCCCGAUUGCUAAAAGUGGUAGGAUAGAAGAACUUCGUGCUACUCCGCAGAAGUAUCCGUAA
Cannabis sativa is the source of this 1581-nucleotide messenger RNA. RefSeq lists its product as uncharacterized. The transcript has 3 exons. NCBI's taxonomy places the organism in Eukaryota, Viridiplantae, Streptophyta, Magnoliopsida, Rosales, Cannabaceae. The record is from RefSeq and is a predicted model, not a curated record. The coding region runs from base 1168 to 1581 and encodes 137 amino acids.